GCCUCUAUCCAUUCUAUGGAGUAUUCUUGUUCUGUCCCGUAGUAUAUCCUUACUGGCAUCCAGUUCAUUUCUCGCCCAAUCUGUUCUUGGCAUUCGGUACAUAUUGUCUUCACGAGUGGGAGUGGCUGCUCCUGAUCAUCCGUCAUAUUCAUCUUCCAAAAAGUCCACAGGCUCUUCUAUGCGGGCCAUUAAGGGGGAAAUCAAAUCUUUUGUCCAAGAAUUCGUUUGUUUUCAAAAAUCGGGAGGGGGAG
Acaulospora morrowiae is the source of this 251-nucleotide messenger RNA. Lineage: Eukaryota; Fungi; Glomeromycota; Glomeromycetes; Diversisporales; Acaulosporaceae. The record is from the annotation of a GenBank genome assembly.